UCACGAACUUUAAAUACGUGCGGUAAUCCACACCCAUUUACAUUCAACCGCGCUUCUUCAACUGCAAGAUGUGGGUGCUCUUCAAACUGUGCCUCCUGGUCGGCAGUGCGAGUGCCGCGAGAAUUUUGGGAGUCGUUCUCACUCCCGCCUACAGCCACCAGGUGGUUUAUAAACCGCUAUGGAGAGAACUUUCACUGCGCGGUCACCAGGUGACGACGAUUACAUCCCAUCCUCUCAAGGAUCCGAGGUUAACCAACUUGACGGAGAUCGAUUUGAGCGUAUUUACUAAAUCUUCAAGUAAAGGGAUCAAGCAGAUGAUGGAGGAUAGCGGAAUGAAUUUUUUUCAAAAGACGCGACGCAUGUUCCCGAUCAUCGUCGACAUGGUGGACAAGCAAUUGGAACAUCCGGCGGUUCGCGAGCUGCUGAACGACAAAAAUGCCAAGUUCGAUCUGGUCAUCAUGGAGCACCUGUGGGAUAGCGUACUGGCUUUUGCAGUGAGAUUCAAUUGUCCUUACAUUGGGAUGCUCUCCGUCGAUGCUCCGAGCGGUAUGCUUAGAUACGUCGGCAAUCCCGUGCACUCCAGCUUAUACCCGGACACGUUUUUGCCGUAUGGAAACAAGUUAUCACUGUUUGAACGCGUUACCAGUUUCGUUACCGAUAUUGGUUUUACUCUCUACAAUGAACACGUAGUGGAAAAAAUGUGGCAGAAAGUAAUAGAGAAGCACUUUGGAAGCGACUACCCACCAAUUCAGGAGAUGGCCCAAAAUAUCAGCAUGCUAUUCGUCAAUGCGGACCCCAUUUUCCACCACAAUAGGCCUCUGGUUCCGGCUGUAGUACAAAUCGGCGGAGGUUCCCAUAGAAGUCCACCCAAACCUCUUCCCAAGGAUCUUCAACUGUUAUUAGACAGCGCCACGAACGGGUUUAUUUACUUUAGUUUGGGAUCAAACGUUCAAAGUGAAUACCUUCCUAACAAGACCAUACAAACCAUUCUGGACGUUUUUGCUGAGCUGCCGUAUACUGUACUGUGGAAAUAUGGAGAAGAAAUCCCAGACAAGCCCAUAAACGUGGUGAUCUCAAAGUGGCUUCCACAGGAAGAUGUGCUAAGGCACCCCAACAUUAAACUGUUCAUAACACAAGGAGGCCUACAAUCCAUGGACGAAGCGAUACACUCUCACGUACCAAUGGUCGGCAUCCCAUUCAUUGGCGAUCAACCGUACAACGUGAAAAAGAUGGAAAGUAUGGGCUUUGGAUUGGCAAUAGACCCCGCUGAGAUAAAAGGAGAUCGUUUCAAGCAGGCUAUUUUGGAGGUCAUCAACAAUCCACAGUACCGAAAUACUCUUGCCAAGUUAGCUGAACUGGCGAGAGAUCAACCAAUGAGCGGACUUGAAAAGGCAGUCUGGUGGACUGAGUACGUGAUUCGUCAUAAAGGAGCGAAACAUCUGAGAAGUCCACUACUGGACAUACCAUGGUAUCAGUAUCUGCUCCUGGACGUUAUCGGGACUUUGCUGUUCAUCGCCUCGGUUACACUACUGAUAGCAGUUUUGAUUCUUAGGUCACUAAUCAGAUUUGUCAGUCGGAAAGUGACGGCACUAUCUGCGUUGCGAACGAAGAAAAGCCAAUAAGCUGGCACGAAUUGCUAAUAUUAUUUAGGUAGAUUUAAGCGUUAAGAUACAAAUAAACACACAAUUCGAUCUCA
Molecule: messenger RNA, 1696 nt
Organism: Photinus pyralis (common eastern firefly)
Lineage: Eukaryota; Metazoa; Arthropoda; Insecta; Coleoptera; Lampyridae
Product: UDP-glucuronosyltransferase 2B7-like
Exons: 4
Coding region: 69-1622 (517 amino acids)
Molecular function (GO): UDP-glycosyltransferase activity
Source: RefSeq, a predicted model, not a curated record